AUGUCUAAUUCCGCCCAAUAUGGACCUUCUUCGGACUCGCGCUCCUUGACUCCCGUCUGCAGAGUGCCACCCCCAAGACAUACUAAACCAUUGGACCCCAACAUGGCAAAUCCACGGCUUAUUAUCAAUCGCCCUCUCAUUUAUGAGCGCCGACUGCCUGGUGAUGCGUACAUAACAGGUCACGUCCAGCGACUGCAACACGGCUACUACUCAACGGAUGCUGUAUCCGACGAGAGCGCCGAACACGUUGACUUUCUCGCCAUUGCGUUCACCUUCCAUUCACCGCACACCAUCACCCACCGAAUCAAGUCUGCCGUUAUCAAAGUUUCAGUUCACGGAAACCGUGAGAAUUCUAGUUCAAAGCAUUAUCCUUACGGGCAUCCACCAGGCAACCCGCGCUUUCUUAUGCAUGCGCCGCAUCUGAUUUACGGCACUGUUUCUCCAGAGACCUUGGAGUGGACAUUCAGUCUUGCUGGGUCUCUUGGGGUAGCGGAGCUGCCCGUUAGCGCAAGCGUGAUCCCUUCUGGGAGUGUCAAUGGUCGCUAUAAACGGUACGAGAUGAUGCGCGUCCAAGGCUCGGCUCGAACCUUGAGAAGCCCAGCUGGGCGUAAGUUCGACGUCGAGUGUGGCCAAAUCGUCUGGUCGAUGGAGGAGAAUAACUUCCAGCGGUCCGGGCUGCCGCGCGAGUUCACCUUUGUCAUGCUAGUUCAGAAACCCUCGGCCAAAAGCAGGAUAUCUCUAUCGAUCGAGGUCGAUCCCGUCAUCGACGCGAUGCUUGGCAGUUACCCGUCAGUGAUGUUGAAACUGCCAGAGUACCAACCUUUACCACGUCGGGGCGUCGAUUUUCAACGAGAAAUUGGACAGAGAUUUGAGCCCGCAGACCCGGAUCGAGGGUUCAACUUUGCCAAAUUGGGAAGCAUGUUCGAUGAGUAUAUUGCUAUGCCGGGAAGGAAAUUCAGCCGCCAGAUCCAGAUUCCAACUGAGACCGACACUCCGGAUAAUCACUUCCAGGGCACCUACCCAGGCCGAUACGGGCCCUUUGACCUGAACUCUUACCAACAGCAAUUGCAGACCAGUAAUCUGUUUUUGCAGAAUAACCUCCUUCAAACGACCCUUCAAACCUUUUGGAACACUCCGUGCCGGGGGGAUAACACUCAACCUCUUCAGCAGCAAACCGUUCCUUCUCAUGAACAGAACCGAGAUCACGACGCUACCAAUGCUCGACGGGAUGUCGUCGGGGCUUGUCGUGCUUUCCCUGUUGGCGGAAGUAGUAGCUCUGCGUCCAUUCCUCGACAGCGAAUCAUGAGCAUGGCCAACUUGCCUUUGUCAGCGGAAUUAAUCUCGGCUCUAUCGGAGGGAUGA
Penicillium bovifimosum is the source of this 1362-nucleotide messenger RNA. RefSeq lists its product as uncharacterized. Lineage: Eukaryota; Fungi; Ascomycota; Eurotiomycetes; Eurotiales; Aspergillaceae. The transcript is spliced from 2 exons. The record is from RefSeq and is a predicted model, not a curated record. Bases 1 to 1362 code for a protein of 453 amino acids.